Lophiostoma macrostomum CBS 122681 is the source of this 926-nucleotide messenger RNA. Lineage: Eukaryota; Fungi; Ascomycota; Dothideomycetes; Pleosporales; Lophiostomataceae. The record is from the annotation of a GenBank genome assembly.
UCACGCCUCGUCCAGUGUUGAUACCGUCGCUUGUCGUUGGACCGCCAUACCCUCGCUCGGAAACCGAUUGUCUUCCGCGCAAUCGCCCUCGUCGCGGCCGUCGCGGCGCAUUCCCGGGGGGACAAUGGCUACGUUACCGGCUGAGCAGUCCUCAACAAACACGCCCGCGCCGAGUGUCCCGCAAUCAGGAGGUUCGCGGCCCAGCAGCGGCCAUGAUGCUCUGUCGACCAGCCCCGUCGAGAUGAGGACAUUACCAGCAGCCACCGCAAAUCCGACCCCAGCCAGCACCUCGGGUCCCGUAUCGAACGUCACAAGACCGCAGGAAGCAAUAGGGGGGACGGAGGACGCAGCCCUUGAGAGGGCCACACCACCAAUUGCAGAAUACGCCGCCGCCCCGGCAUCGCCCACGAAACCCUCGUCUCCGCCGAACCUGAACCGCACUGAAACCGAGGCCAUCGGUCCCUCAACAGAUACCCCUGCCGUAAAACCAGACAACUCGAACGGACCGGUCGUUAUCAUUACAUUGUUACUCAUCACCGGAGCGCGUCACCCGUACAAGAUUGACGAGAAGUACCUGAAGAAGCGUAAUGUGAACGUCGAAAACAUGGAUCCCUACAACAUCAGCAUAUAUACGUUGAAGGAAUUGAUAUGGAGAGACUGGAGAGAAGAAUGGGAGCCGCGGCCCACAUCCCCUAGCUCGAUACGACUGAUUCACUUCGGACGGAUGCUGGACGACAAAUCUCCGUUGAAAGGUAAGCAAUUAAUUUCGUGAUCUUGGGUGCACUACCUGUUUCCCCCACACAAUUCACGUCCAUCAUGCGUACAUCAACUCCAGGAAGCUAUACGAUACUUCGUCAGGCCCCGCCACAUGCUUUCCUAUGUCCAGCCCUAACUUCUUCUCGAAUGCUUGGCGUGGCUUGUCCAUU